AUGAGAAUGGAGAACCUCUCAUUUCUUCUGUUAUUAUGUGCAGCACUUUCCUGUGCUUUUCCUGCGGAUACAAGGCAGAAGGAAGAAGGCAUGCAGCUUAUCCAGAAGUACCUGGAAAAUUACUAUGGCUUUAAGAAAGAUGGGGAAUCUUUUGUUUGGAAAAGUGAUAGCCCAAUGACCCAAAAACUAAAAGAAAUGCAGGAAUUCUUUGGGCUAGAAGUGACAGGGAAACUGGAUUCUGGCACUUUGGACUUGGUACAGAAGCAUCGCUGUGGAUUCCCUGAUAUAUCUGGGUUCUCGACCUUUGCAGGAGAGCCAAAAUGGGCAAAACAAGUUCUGACAUACAGGAUAUUAAACUACACACCAGACCUGCAUCCAGCAGAUGUCAAUGCAGCGAUCAAGAAAGCAUUAAGUGUUUGGAGCAGUGUGACCCCACUGAAAUUCGUCAAGAAGGACAGAGGUGAUGCAGACAUAAUGAUCUCUUUUGCAGCCAGAGGUCACAACGACUUCGUCCCCUUUGAUGGCCCAGGAGGAUCCCUUGCUCAUGCCUAUGCACCCGGCAAGGACUUUGGUGGAGAUGCUCACUUUGAUGAGGACGAAACCUGGACCAAAAGCACAGAGGGUACAAACCUCUUUUAUGUGGCUGCCCAUGAGUUUGGCCAUUCACUGGGACUUUUCCAUUCCAAAGAUCCCAAUGCUCUGAUGUAUCCAGUUUAUGGGAAAUUCAACCCUUCAGUAUUCCCUCUUCAUCAGGAUGAUAUUAGCGGCAUUCAGUACCUCUAUGGACCAUCUCCUAACACACACAAUGAUCAAAGGGAAUCUGCUGAGAUAGAAGACACAACUGAGUCAAACGAUCCUGCACUGCCAAACACAUGUGGCCCCAAUUUAACUUUUGAUGCUGUCACAACUUUCCGUGGAGAAAUAAUGUUCUUUAAAGACAAGCAUAUUUGGCGUAAACAUCCUGAAGUAAGAACAGCUGAAUUUAAUUUAAUAUCUUCGUUCUGGCCACGGUUGCCCCCUGGUGUUGAUGCUGCGUAUGAAAUUCCUGAAAAAGAUGAAACAGUAAUUUUUAAAGGGAAUGAGUUCUGGGUUGUGAGAGGAGAUGCCAUACUUCCUGGAUACCCCCAAAAAGUCUACACCCUGGGCUUUCCAAAGGAUGUUAGGAAAAUUGAUGCUGCUUUUUAUAAUGAAAAUGAGGGGAAGACAUAUUACUUCAUAGCAGAGAAAUUUUGGAGGUAUGAUAAAAGAAGUCAGUCUAUGGAUAAAAAGUCAUUACUCAUAAGAGAUGUGUUUCCAGGAAUUAAUGGAAAGAUAGACGCUGUUUUUCAAUAUGAAAACCUUCUUUAUUUCUUCUGUGGAAGAAAGCAAUUUCAGUUUGACCCCAAUAAGAAGAGAGUUACACAAUUCCUAAAGACAAACUUCUGGUUUCCAUGUUAA
This is a messenger RNA of Acanthisitta chloris (rifleman), 1437 nucleotides long. RefSeq names its product stromelysin-1-like. NCBI's taxonomy places the organism in Eukaryota, Metazoa, Chordata, Aves, Passeriformes, Acanthisittidae. Bases 1 to 1437 code for a protein of 478 amino acids. Gene Ontology annotation, cellular component: extracellular matrix. Gene Ontology annotation, biological process: proteolysis; collagen catabolic process; extracellular matrix organization. The transcript has 10 exons. The record is from RefSeq and is a predicted model, not a curated record. Gene Ontology annotation, molecular function: zinc ion binding; metalloendopeptidase activity.